This is a messenger RNA of Paramecium pentaurelia, 2673 nucleotides long. NCBI's taxonomy places the organism in Eukaryota, Ciliophora, Oligohymenophorea, Peniculida, Parameciidae. The record is from the annotation of a GenBank genome assembly.
AUGAAAUUUAAUAAUAAAGAAUUUUGGUAUUAUUUCAAAUGCAUAAUUGACAUUGCAUUAUCAGCGAUAAUUUAUGGUUAUUCAAAAGAUUCUUUUAUAGUAACUAUAAAUACAGUUACAAUCUAAUUAUUGGGUAUAUUAUUAUCACCUUGCAUUGCAAAGAAAUUUGGUAGAAAGAAGAGAAAAUACAUAUAAAUUAUUAUGUUAUUGGCUUAAUUAGCACAAAUAUUUUAUUGUUGCUUCUAUUUUACAGAAAUGUUGAGAUAUGGCUAUUUACUUAUUAAAUUUUAUGAAAAACAAUUAAUAGAUAAUCUAUAAAAGCAAUUUAGUUACAUAUUUUUUAUUGGUUUGAAUGCUCUCUAAUUAUUUUUGAUGAUAUCAUAAAAUGAAUAAGGAGUUACUUAUUUUACAGUAGGUUAUGCAACAAUGUUAAUCUUUAAAGAAAAACAUCAAAAUAUGAAAAAGAAAGAGAAAAUGAAAUUUAAAGAGUUAGAAAAAACAGAUAUUAAACCAUCAAGAUAUUAAACAAGAUAAUCUUUAUUAAUUAAUCGUAUUAGUGAAUCUGUUAGUAUGAAAUGGAUGAAUAAAUUAUAAACUUUUCCUGUUGGAAUAGUAAUAGUAAAAAAGGAAAAUUUAGAAAUUUUAUUUGAAAAUGAUUAGUUAUUAUAAAUUUUUGAAGCUGAAAGUGAUAUUGGAAAAUUUAUUCUUGAGAAUUUAGAAUGUACAAUAAUUCAAAAGAAAAACAAUUAUUUUAUGCAUUAAACUAGUAUAGUAUUAGAGAAAAAUGGUAUGAUUUAAGCUUCAGGUACCUUCAAUUUAACAUAAUAGAAAAUUUAAAAUAAGACAUUCACUAUAAAACAAAUUUUAAAUUUAUUAAAUAUGGGACAUUUAGAAAAAUUUAAAACACGUGAUGAUCAAUUAGAAUUAUCUGCUACAUUUUGUAAAGGAAAUGAAGCCUUUUUUGAAGAAAGAAAUCUAUUAUUUAAAAUUUCAUCUGCAUAAGAUGAAAAUGAAUUUUUGAUUAUCAUUUAAGAUAUUACUCUAUAAACAAAUUUCAAGAAAAUGGAAACAAAAGAAUAAUUCAUUGUUAAAAUGAUUGAUUCAUUCUCACAUGAAUUAAGAACACCAUUAAAUAGUGCAGAAUUAUUUCUAUAAGCAUUAAGUUAAACAAAUUCUUUACCUGUUUAAUUAAAAGAAAAUUUUAUUGAUCCUGCAAAAAAUUCAUUAAGAUUAUAAGCCUAUAUAAUAAGAGAUAUUAUUGAUUUCACAUAAUUUAAUUAGAAGAUGAUCAAAUAUGAUUUCUCAGAUUUUAAUUUUGUAGAUAUCAUCUAAGAAAUAAAUGAUCUAUUUAAACUUAUUUUUUAACAUAAAAAAAUAGGUUUACAUGUAAAUGCUUAAAGGUCUAUUCCUACUGUCAUUAAAUCAGAUUAUUAUAGAAUCAUGUAAAUUUUAGUAAACAUUCUCUAAAAUUCAGUUAAAUUUAGUUCAAAAGGCUAAGUAGAAGUUGUAAUACAAGGUUUUGAUGGUUAUGUGUUAUUUAGUAUAUAAGAUUAAGGAUAAGGGAUAGAACCAUAACUCUUAACAAAAAUCUAAUAAACUCUUUAAGAUUUUGCAUUGAAUAGGAGUUUAUCUUAAUAACAUGAGUGGUAAGGUUUAGGACUUCUGGUGAGUUAGAUGAAUUUAAUAACUUUGGCACCUUAAAAUAAAUCAUAUCUUUAAAUUACUUCUAAAGGUUUGAAUCAAGGAGUUGAAGUUAAAUUCAGAAUUAAAACUUAAACCUAAGUUUUCACUUAAUAAUUAGCUUAACAUAAAACAUUUAAAAGAGGAUCUCUAUAAACUCCAAAUACAGUUCCAGAUCUCAGUGAAGGUCUAUAAGGUAUUUAAAUCAAAUAAUACUUAAUAAGGUUUAUUAAUUAUAACAAAUGCUGAAUAUAAGAAUGCUUCAGUCAAAAAUAUACCUGUUAAGGAUUUACCAUCAAUUGCUGAUUAUUAUGGGAAACCUUAAUCUAAUUAGAUAGUUGGACUUCAAAGUUAACUUGAAACAGAUCUUUAAAUUCAAGGUAUGAAGUGAUAUUAUAUUAGUAUUUAGAUUCUGAUAGAUUUGGUUUAACUCAUUAACUUAUAUAAAUAUAAUCAAAUUUUUAUCCAAAAUUUUUGACUACAAAACAUAGACAAAAUUCAUUAGUAUCAAGAAUGUAAUAAAGAAAUGAUGACUAGAGUUAAUUAUAAAUAAAUUUCAACAAAGUAAAAUUUAAAUUUAAAUGUUAAUGUUAAAGAGCUUUAUCAGUAGAUGAUGAUUCUUUCAAUUAAAAAGCACUUGAAAUGAUUUUAGGAUAAAUGGGAUUUGAUAUAUAACUUGCAUAUAAUGGUUAAUAAGCUAUAGAAAUUAUUAAAAAUACUAAAAAAUGCAGUGAAAAUUGUUAACUAUAUGUUUUCAUUUUGAUGGAUUGUUAAAUGCCAAUUUUAGAUGGAUGGUAAACAACUAAAAGAUUAAGAAAUAUGAUGACUGGUAAUAUCAUACCAUCUAUUCCUAUAAUUGGAUUAACUGCAUUUAAUGGAUAAUAUGAAAUAGAAAAAUGUUAUGAAAGUGGAAUGCAAAUAGUUUUAACAAAACCAUUGAAUAUUGAUGACUUUAAAUAAGCAUUGAUUCGCAUUUAUAGGUUUGUAAUAUGA